CUGCCCUUAGUUACAUUUUCCAUCCUUAGUUGCUCACAGCUGUUUGUUAAAACCCCAGGCAGGGAUUGGGAUCGUUUCUGCCUUUGUUCUACCAAACUUUCCAGCCUUUUGCUACUGGGGUUUUCUUGUGUGUGUGUGAAAUUCUUACAUCGGUGACCAGGAGGAGAAAACAACAGUGGCAAGUGAACAUGGCAAUGCGCGGUGUGAUGGUGGGAUUUGACGGAGAUGACCUUCAGCUCGGAGACUUGAUUGAAAUCUUCCGCUUUGGCUACCAGCACUGGGCCAUCUACGUGGGAAAUGGCUACGUGAUCCAUCUGGCUCCACCAACCGAAUAUGCUGGGGCGAGCUGUGCCAGCCUCAUGUCCACCCUCACAGACAAGGCGCUGGUGAAGAAGGAGUUGCUGCGGGAGGUGGCGGGGAAGCACCGCUACCAGGUGAACAACAAGCACGACACCAAGUACCCGCCGCUGCCCAUCACCAAGAUUGUCCAACGGGCCGAGGAGAUGGUGGGCCGGGAGCUGCAGUACAAAGUCACCAGCGAAAACUGUGAACACUUUGUCACUGAGCUGCGCUAUGGCGUGGCCAAGAGCGAUCAGGUCCGAGAUGCCCUGGUGGGGGUCGGCAUUGCAGGGCUGGGUUUGGCCGCCCUGGGACUCUUCAGUGCCAUCGUGGUCAAGAAGAAGCAACAAAACCAAUAACAGAAACAAUAACAGAGACCCUGAGACUUCCGUGCCCUCGUGGGUUUUGUUCUCCCUUUUUUUCUUCCCUUUUUUUUUAGGUUUUGUGUUCUUUGAGAGAGGACCUCUUUGGAAAACAAGCACGUGAAACGACUGCUACCAUUUGGGGACUCAGUCUUGGAGGCCUCCUCUUCCUAACUCCUUGCUGAGGGUGUCUUGAUUUCCCCCGAUUCCCAAGUAAAGAGCGAGUCUCCACGGCCUCCCAGGUGUAGAACCGAGAAAGCCAUCUUGUACCAAGUCAGACCAUUGGUCUGGUCUAAUCCAGUAUGGUCCAUACGGACAGGCAGCAGCUCUCCAGGGUUUCAGGCAGCGGACAUGACCUGCCCUCCCUGGAGAUGACACCGGGACUGAACCGGACCCCUUCUGCAUGCCAAGCAGAUGCACUACCACUGAGCUGUGGACCUCUCCAAGGUUUCAGAAUGGAGAAGUUCCCAGCUGUACUGGGAGGUGUCCAAGACUGAACCUGACCCCUCCUGCACUCCAAACAGAUCUAUUUCCUCCCCCCUCCCCAUUGCUGACUGGGGGGGGAAAUAGACAUUUGGUUCAGUUCAGAUUCUACUGUGAACCGUUUGUGCUUUCCAACAACAUUACGCGAACUGAAACCCAGCUGUCUUUUGAAAUUCGCACUGCUCCGGAUUUUGUGAUGCAGUUCUGCAACCAAAUAAUGUGCACAGAGAUGUGUAUGUUAGAGGUGAGUGCACAUAAAAUCCCACGUGGCAGUGCAGAUAACAUUGAAAACGGCACCAUAUUAGGGCAGGGGUUCUUCAUUCUGGGAGGUUCAGCUUCUCAUGGUCCAGUCCCAGACGGUAGGGAAAAGGCACAUUUUGUCAAAAACAUCUGCCUCACCAUGAUUUAAAGGGGCAGGAACCCAAUAUCUCGGCAUCUGUAUGAAAUCUUUAAUCUGCAAAAGAGGUUUUUCCUUUCAUUGGUCUCCAGGUCUGGCCAGAAGACUUCAACAAUAUUCAUUUCGGGUGGUGGUGGUGGCAGGAGAUGGGAAGGGGGAAUGUGUGUGUGUGUGUGUGUGUGUGAGAGAGAGAGAGAGAGAGAGAGAGAGAGAGAGACUAGGAUUACUUGCUAACCAGAAUAAAAAACUACAGCUGAGUUGUGUGUUGUCUGCCCUGAAAUUACAAGUCUGGGCCAAGAAAUGCAGCCUGAGGAUUGCAUCCAACUAGGUUUUAUGCAGAGUAGACCCAUGGAAAUUAAUGGACUUAAGUUAGUCAUGCCCAUUAAUUUUGGUGGAUCUGUUCUGAGUAUGACUAAUGCUGGAUACAACCCUAAAUAUGCAAUGGAGCAUAUUUGCGUAAUGUAUCUUAUUUUGCAUUUUAUUUUAUUGAGAAAUGUAUAAGCUUUCUAAGAGUUAUACACAAUAAAAUUAUAGAUGAAACAAAGCUAAUAUCCGCAGAACUAUUAAAAAAAUAUAAAUAAUUAUCGUUAAAACACAGACAAUGAGCAAAACUUUAAAAACAAAUAAAAGUGAUGAAAUUAUAUGCUUGGGUAGGCUUGCUGGUAUAAAAACGUUUUCAGUAGGCAUCUCAAGCAAGGGUGCUUACCUAAUUUAUUCUGUACUUUUCUGGUGCUUUGUGAAACUCGAGCCGGAUUUGCGAGCAGUGGAUGAGGAGCCUAAUUCAGGACACUGAGUCCCUAAUUCCAGACUCUAGGAAUCUUAUUCAGCCCCCUCUCCAGCUUCGGGGCCCCACACUAUUAUGGAUAUAUUCACAGUCAUGAGGACUAGAAACUUGCCUUUUUUAAACAAAAGAACUGAAAGGGGAGAUAUUCUUUGACCCCUUUUUCUGUGCUUCGGCAGCAUCUGAGAACUCUGACUGAGAAGGUUUUAGAAUGUUUAUAGAAAGUUUUAAAAUGGCUUUUAGAAAGUUUUAAACAAUUUGUAGAACUUUUCCCCAUUGAUGUGUUGGCCUCCUUCGGGUGGAGGAGUGGGAUAUAAAUUGAAGAAUAUAUAAAUCGUAGCAAAUAAAUCUCCAUAUAGAAACGGUCCUGGCAAUAUCCCGGCACAAAAUGUAGUUUUGUGGUUGAGGUGGCCCUCAGAGUGUAGCAGCGGGGGUGGAUGGCUGGAAUCCCUGAUGAGUUUUCCCUCCUCUGCCGCUGCUACACUCUGAGGGUCACAUUUUCUUCAGGGGUAAUAUGCCAAGGGCCACACACUAGGUGUGGGUGCGGCUGAAGCCUGAAGUGGAUGGUGUCACAGCCCAAAGUGGAUAUAGCAACCCCUUCUCUCUCCCCUCCCAGCAGGCUGCCUGGGAAGAGCCCAAUUGCUCUUUCCAGAGGUCUGAAUCAAUUGCCUACAGAGGGGUUUCCCCCCUCUCGUCCUCCCAUCUCCCCAUCCACUUUGCCACUCUCUCAUUUCCUCCUCCUUGGCACUCUGCCAUCUGCAUGAAAUUCAGCCGAGAGUCAUGUGACCCUUAGUCUGUAGGCUGCCAUCCCUGCAACAGAGGAUGGCUGUUGCCCUUGGACUGGCAGAGCUGAAAGGAACCUCUGUGAUUGGCCAGGAGGCCAAGGGUCACUGGAAGGCUGCACCCCCUGCCUUCCAGGAAGAACAGCUGUGGGGGAGGCCAGAGAAGCAGCAGCUGCAGGGAGCAUGCUUCCUUAUUCCUAUGCCAUUUUGCUCUGGGACCCGGGAUAAGGAAAGGAACUCUCUAUCAGCCAGAGAAGGACAGGCGGGUAGAUUUUGUGUGUGUGAGUUUUGGGUUUGUAUAUAAUUGCAGCCUGUUAAGCCACCUUGAGCAUCAGUUGAUUAGUGGUAGGGAUCUUAAUCUUCAAAAGAAAUAACAGCAAAAAAUGAAAACAAAUAAAUUGCCAUCAUUGCAAUCUAAGCUUCCAAUUACUAUACUGUAUAACAGCAACAGACUUUGUUCCUUUUCACUGGACAUUUUGCACCAUCCGUUGUUCUUACCAUGUUUUGUAAGU
Rhineura floridana is the source of this 3656-nucleotide messenger RNA. Its product is annotated as phospholipase A and acyltransferase 3-like. Gene Ontology annotation, cellular component: cytoplasm. The transcript is spliced from 4 exons. NCBI's taxonomy places the organism in Eukaryota, Metazoa, Chordata, Lepidosauria, Squamata, Rhineuridae. The record is from RefSeq and is a predicted model, not a curated record. Gene Ontology annotation, molecular function: A2-type glycerophospholipase activity; glycerophospholipid phospholipase A1 activity. Gene Ontology annotation, biological process: N-acylphosphatidylethanolamine metabolic process. The coding region runs from base 189 to 698 and encodes 169 amino acids.